UAGAACAGCAUUCGGGAUUCAGGUCUAUCAUGGACAACAUUUUUAAAAAUUUUGCAAUUAUGAUUAUAACAGUUCUCAUUAUCUUUGAAUUAGUGAUAAGCUUAAAUAUGCAAGGAAACCCAGCAGGCGCAAGAAAAUUCUCCAAGAAUCGUCUAAAGCACCAAGAUUCAUCUCAUAGAAGAAGGUGGAUUUCUUGCUGUGGAAAUCUGUCAUGCAUGGGAACCGACAGGUCAAAGAAAUAUACAAAAAUUAAACAGUCUGUGAGCGAUCAAACUCUUCAGUUUUCACAAGCAUCAACGCAAUUCAACUCAAUAAUCAGUAGUUUGUCUAGUAAAAAUGUGGAUGAAAAUAAGCAACGUUCCGAGUUAAAUAUUGAAAUUAACGUGAGACUGCCAACAACAGAAGCUCUUCCUGAUGUGAAAAAUGGGGAAACAGCAGAAUCCUCCACGUCGGAAGGAACUUGGGCUCAAGAUUAUUCAAUUGAUGCUACGACUCCGACAGAGAGUCAUAGUUCAGUCGUUUCCACCGAGUUCAGUUCAUCUGUCAUGGACCCGAGGUUGAGUUCUGCUGAAAUUUUAAUCGUCUCUACAGAAUCCCCACAGACAACUUUUGCAAGCUCAACAGAAACGCAGUCCGCUUCUCAAACGACGUCCGAAACCCUUCCUAAUACCACCACAAAAACAACCCUAAGUGCUUCGACGGUGACAAAUUUAAGUAGUUCAACGGCCAAGAUCGAGGCCACAACAAUAAAAAACACGACUUCAACAACUUCAAAAUAUGCGACCACCCGCCUAACAACAACAACCAAGUGGACUUCCACCCAAAGUACACGAAAGGUCACACCGACGAGCACAUACCGACCACCUCCAGUUGCGACCACCUUAGAAGCUAAAGUGCAGCCUUCGAUUCCCAGAAAUUGCUCCAAAUACCUGCCAUAUUUUAGGAGGGAUGGAUCACUUCAAGAUCCAACGUAUUUUGGAUUUUGGGCUGAAGCUUGUGACACGCUCUACAUUUUUGGAAAAGCUAUUGCAAACUGGGAACAAAAUGUGGACAAAUGCUGCAGUCUGGGCAUGAAGCCGUUAUCUAUUGAAAGUGAAAAUAAGUCUAAAUGCUUUAAUAAUUUUAUUCAGGGAGAAAAAUGGAAAUACAAUACACGUUACUGGACUUCUGGGCUGCGAGGCUCAGCAUCAACUUUCAAGUGGGUCGACUCAGGGAAGGAAAUCGGUUCCUUCUGGUCCAACCGGCAACCGAACUACUCUAAUACAACUAACUGCGUGCAAUUGGUUAUUUCUAAGAAAAACAGUACCGCACUGUUGGAAAGCUACAAUUGUAGUUCAGUUCGAGCAUUUGCUUGCCAAAGUCCGCCGACGCCUAGACCACCUUGCGAAGCCCCGAUUUGCCGUUUUACCUCAAACUGCACGCAGAAAUUAAGCAACUUCAAUGUAUUUGUCGAUCAGAAAACUAUGGCUCUUGCAGGCAAUUAG
Messenger RNA from Neocloeon triangulifer, 1484 nucleotides. RefSeq lists its product as uncharacterized. The transcript has 12 exons. NCBI's taxonomy places the organism in Eukaryota, Metazoa, Arthropoda, Insecta, Ephemeroptera, Baetidae. Bases 30 to 1484 code for a protein of 484 amino acids. The record is from RefSeq and is a predicted model, not a curated record.